UGAUCUAGUAAGCCGAGAGAAGGGAAAAUGCAAGUGCAUACAAGCGCCGAUAGGCGUCGUACUUGUUGCAUCGAAUAUUAUGACGUUACUACAGUUGUGAUACAGACCACCAUUCAUACAGCACAUUCAUACUGCAAAAUUUUAAAACAACUCAACGUGCUACCCGGUCUGGACAAUGUAACUAAUCAAGGCAAAUAUCGCAGGAAAAAUGGCAAAGAGACACCGAAACCGACUUUGAACAUGAAGAAACCUCACGAAUGUUCGCCGGACACGAACUUUUUUACCCGUCAAGUGAUCUAAUUUUGUUCAGUGACUUUUUUUCUCAAUUAACUAGGAUAAUUAGUGCUUUUUUCUGUGACAUUCAAGGAUUUAAGUGACCGAACUCUACUUACUUGUGUUUUUUGACUUUGAGUGCGCUUCUCGAUCGACACCUGGAUUUAUUUAUGUAAAAUUUGGUGUAAUGAAUUUUAAGCGAUGGGUAAUCGGGAUUUCGGUAGACAAAAAGGUGUAAUUACUAACAUACUGCCAGUAAAAAAUGGCGGAAUGCUCCUAUUCGCGAUGUGUACAACAGAAACGAAAUAUUAGAAGAGAACUGCAAAGAUGGACAAAAACCAUGGUUCACAUCGUUGGAUUGGAACGAAUAGCUGAGGAAUUGAUGGGUAGAAGGAAAUGGAAACUGUAUCAAGAGUCCAUGUCCAGAAAUUAUUUACAACCUCUGAACAACAACGUGAAAUCGAGAACAACGCCAGAGCGUCAGGAGUGCCGAAGGGACUAUUCUGGGUCAGAUUCGGAACAGACCGAGAACAGAGUGGUAUCGCAAGACAGUUUCUCACCGGGAGGAGACGAAAGGGCCGGUGUAAGAAACGGCCUUACAUCGCUCGAUCCAGAAGUCCAAGACUGGAAGCCGCAGGACAAGUGCAAUUUUUGCGUGGACGGCAAACUGGAUAGUGAACCGAACUCGCAAGGGGUCUUGAGUCCCCGAUAUUCAGAAUCGGACUCCUCAGACAGCCACAGCGACAACGAGACCCCAGCAUCUUUAACACCAUCCUACAAAUUGAACAACAAUCACCAACCCCAAAACUUUCCUUUACCACCAAACAUGACCACGAUAGAGAGCAUGGCGUUGGCAGUUGCUGCUUUCUCUGGUCAACUGAAAAAUGGUGGCAAUUCCCCAGGAGCAACCAAUGCACAUCUUCCUUUUUACCCCAGUAUGCUCAACCAAAGCUGGUAUUUAGCCAAUGUAGCAAGAUCUUUUCAAAACGAAAGGUUAGCCCCUGAGGUAGACAAGAGUAGUGGUGAACAACCCUUAGACUUGAGCAAAGGGAGCAGCAACAGUGCAGAUAGAGUGUCAAAUAAUGUUAGGAUACCAACGUUGGAUACUAAGCAGAUUUUUAAUUCUGAUUUUAGAGCCAAGCCAAGAAUGCCAACCGUUGCCGGUCGGAGAACCUACACGGAAGACGAAUUGCAGGCUGCCCUCCGAGACAUCCAAUCUGGAAAAUUGGGGACUCGAAGAGCCGCCGUGAUAUACGGCAUUCCUAGGUCCACCUUGCGUAACAAAGUUUACAAAUUGGCCUUGGAAAGAGAACGGGAGAGUCACCUAAACAAUUCCGCUGUGUUGAAAAUAGACGAAGAUGAAGCUAUAGACGACGACAAAGAGCUCUCAGGGACAGAAGAAGAAAAAGAAAUCGAAAAAACAUUGAAGAGUCCGAUUCUAACUCUCGCUGACAUGAUGAGAUUAAGAAGCAUGGAGCCUGAAGUACUCAAGACCAUUCUAUCGCAGAGGAGUGCGGAUGGGACAGAGCCUUGGCCGAACAUCGAACAGAAUGAUUUCGGGACGUACAUACAGAACCUAAUUCUGUCUUCGCAAAAACCACCCGAAAGUAAUGUCCUCAGUCCUGUUGAUUUCUUCAAGAGGAUGAUCCCAGAGCAACAUAAAGUGAACGGAGAAUGUGAAAGACUUUUGAAACCGAACGCGGAAUCGGUUAUCACGAAAAGCGAGCGGGCGAGAUCAGAACCUGACAUGGAUACAGAAUCUGAGUCAUCAUCCAAUGUUAUACUUAAGAUUCCGUCCUUCAAGCCUAGUAAAAACGGUUCAGAUCUGUUGUUUCGGGGUAUUGAGGGUACAAUAGCCUCCCCACCAGUAACCACCAGCGAGUCGAGUUCACCGCCCAUCAUUCCGAAUAAAGUGACGAUAAAAGACGUAAAAGAUGUCAUAGCUCAAAGUAUUAGCCAAAAAUUUCAGCAACCAGUAGUAGAACCAGUGACGAGGCCAAUGAUGGAUAUUAAUUUCAAGAGUAGCAGCUUUACGCCCCCCUUAGGAUCUAGUAUAUCUGUGAUUAAAACGAAUCCUCAAGAGGUCAACAGAUUGUUUCCACAACAAGCCCCUCAAGUGAAACCUCAGCAGCAGAAUUCAUCAGGUCAGCCAACAGGAGGUAAAGGAACAAGACCGAAGCGUGGCAAAUAUAGGAAUUAUGAUAGGGACAGUUUGGUUGAGGCAGUUCGCGCUGUUCAACGUGGGGAGAUGUCAGUUCACAGAGCAGGCAGUUAUUAUGGUGUACCGCAUUCCACCUUGGAAUAUAAAGUGAAAGAACGUCACCUCAUGAGGCCAAGGAAACGAGAUCCGAAACCCAAUCCAGUAGAUGAAAAGAUAGCCAGUUUGAAACAGAAUGAUAUACGUAAUGCCCAAGACAAAAUGAAGCCGGUAGUUAUGAAACCCCCCCAGAAGUUUCCUCCCACCUCCCCUAACGGCAUGAAACUGCCGUUAUUCGAAUCCGGUAUGUCCCCCUUGCCUGGUUACAAUGCUCCUCCCUUUCCAUUCUGGCCUCAUCCAGGUUUUCACCACAUUCCCAUAGAUUACGCAAGAAACCCUUCGCCAUCAUUCCCCACAACACACGAGCUCUUCGCCUCCCAGAUGAUGCAAAAGCUUCAAGAAGAAACCACGAGAUCUCUGAGUAGUAAUUCUCAAAAUUCAACGCCUUCAAGUACGCCUACUCUGGCAAAAAGUGCGAGGCAAAUGGCUGAGUCUUUACUCGAUGGUACUGGAUCAAACGGGUCCUUCUUAGAUGGAAUAAUUAGGUCUAGUCUCGAGUCGGGCGUUCCCUGCAACGACGAUAAAAUUGUCAAAGAGGAGAAGAAUGUUGCUCCUGAAAAUAUGUCGAACAAAGCUCUACUGGAUCAGCUCUGCAGAAAUAGCAGAUUGACUCCUUUGUCCAAACUCCCCACGGGAGAUGCUAGUUCAGGAGACGAAUCUUAUAAGAAAGGAAAUGCGAGUCCUUUAAAUUUCGCAGGCACGACAGUGAAGGAGGAGAAAAUGGACGAUUCACCUCCACCAUACGAAACAGAAAACGCAGAUGUGCAUACAAUAGAACUGUCGAAUGAUUCUCAUGAAUCCGUCGACAAAAAGCCACAAUUCAAUCAGUUGCAACCUGAAGCGACUCCAAGCCAACCAGCAAAACCUCCAGGAAGGAUUUAUCUGAAGCAGGAUCUGGUAAACCCCGAUAAUUUGAAACCAGAGAUGUUGGUCCGCUUCAUACCUGAAAUGGAUAGAAAUGGGAUCUGCGAGAAUCCCGACAGUGCCUCAGAAAACGAAGCACCGCAAGACUGACGUUUAAAUAUUAUAAAUGAAAGAUUUUUAUACUGACACAGAAGUACUAUAGAAAUAUGUUGAGAAGCUCCGAAUGUUGGAAUGCUCAAAGGAUCUACAUACUGGGAUAAUCUUGAAAAUCUAUUUUAAUUAACAUUCAGAUGCUUCUGCGGAAUUUCCCAUUGAGCAUGGAAAAGAAUUAAAUAAUAUAGUCAGGUCAAUAAAAAAAUAACGAAAAAUUCAUACUUGCACACAACUCGAAUAAUUUAAAACAAAAUUUACCCUUAAAGGUACACUGGUUUUAUAAUAUUGAAGUAAAAUUCACUUUAGAAUUCAUAGUAAAUGCUUACUAUAAUUGAAAUGAGACGAGAUCUUUUAGGCAUUCUGACGUUCGAAAAUCAAGGAGUUACUUCUUGAAACAAGAAGAUCUAACUCAGUGGUUGUAUCAUAAAUUAUCCUUGAUGACGGUGUUUGUUGAUAAUUCUUUGACUUUUUUUAAUCAUAUAUUUAAAAUUUUUAUUCUAGACUAAGAUUAUCAUGAGAUUCAUGAGCAUCAAAGCAGAAAUAUCCAUCUAAGUGUUUUUUGACUUUGAUAUAUGCCCAUAUGCCCUCAUAUCACCCAAAACAAACCAUAAUACAACAAGAUCAAAUAUUCACAACACAACUGAAUAGUAUGCGAAGGAGAGAAUGUUUGAUAAAUAAAUUAUUAUCGAAGAGGUUGAAAGCUCAAAAAGAAGAAAACGUUGUUACUUGUGAAAUUUGAUUUUGAUGUAGUGCUGUUCAUGUUCGAUGUGUAAAUGGAAUGUUCCAAAUUGUAUCAUCAAUGUAAUAUUUGUGUCUUUUUGUCGCAUAUGGUACCUCAGAAGUCAUUCUGUUCAUAUUUUCGAAAUGCUGCUCUGAUGGUUAAUAUUAAUAUAUAAUAUAUAUUGUAUCGAAAGGAAGAAGCAUGGUGAGAUCGGAAAAUUGCAAAUUAUAUCUAUCUGUGAUUUAUUCAAAAUUUUUGAUGUAUAUUUUAUCUAAAAUAUCUUAAAACUAAAUGAAAAUUUAAAAACUAGAGAUAGUAAAUUGAUAUAAAUUUCGUUGGUUGACUGAACGUCUCUUGAUACUCACGUACAGUUUUCUCGCGAUGUUGUCUUGUUUUCAUAUGAAAUGAAGUGCAAUUAGCUGGUAUAUAUAUAUACACAUAUAUAUAUUUACAUCAAUAUUACGUAGAAUAAGAUAUAUUGAAUAUAUUAUAUAUUUGAAAAAUGGAAGCUAUUUUGUUCGAGAGAUAAAAGAUUGACUCCUAGUAGAGUUUAAAAUGCUUCAAAUCCCUUCAACAACCGUCAAACAACACAAUCAACCACAAACCAAUCGAUACCGACAGUUACAAUGACUGACCGUGAAAAAUAACGCUAUCCAAUUCACGAUUGUCGAGCCCUUAAAAAAUUUAUUACAAAAAAAAUUUCUCUCAUUCAAUUCUUGGCCAUAAUGCAUAUACCUAUUUGAAUCUUUAUAAAUAUUCAAAUUUAAAAAUGUGGUUUUUCACGGUCAGCCUUCAAACCAAACCAGAAUAAACAGGACAAAUUUAAGUUGGACCAAUAAUGCAGUUUGAAAAUUGUAAAUAAAUGGUAUGCUUUUCAUACAUAUCGUUUGACAGUCUCCAUUAUUUUUCGAAAAUCUCCGAGUCCUAUUGCAGAUAGAUAGUUGUAAAUCUUUAGAAAAUCAAAAUGAGAGAAUUCUGAAGAAUCUAGGGGAGUGUCAAAAUAAAAACAUUCCAACCAUUUACGUGCCAGAUUUUUUAUUCGCAACAUUAAUAUGUUGAAGAAAAUUGAUUAAAUAGAUGUGAUCUCGGUCAAAUAUGACUAUAAAUAGAUCAUUGGAAUGCAUUUUUAAAAAUGUGAUGUUAUUUUGAAGCUGUGGCUUCCUGUUCUAUAGUGUGUAAGUUUCGAAACAACACUGUAUUUUUAAAUGUUUGUGUGUCACUUUUGCGCUUAAUACAAGUCCACUGUAGUAUAUUUUUUUCACGACUCAAGUCGAAAACAAAUUCCAUAAUACCUUCAGUGAAAGUAAGCCAAUCUUUCAUGUAGAUUUAAACGGAGCCUUGUUAGUUUUCGAGUCAUCAGCGUCUUCUCUGCUGUUCCAGUUCCCCAGUGAUAAGUUCAAAGAGAUUUUCACCGCAGAAGUGAGAUGAGUCUCUUACAGAGGAAUUUGUUUUCUACAAAUGUUAUAGUGUUAACAAUAUUCUGUGAAGGAUUCUUAUAUGCGUUAUGAGUGAAUCACUGAGAUGUGCAAUUCUUUCAUAGUGUUAACUCAUCGUUUUUAAUUGUUUAUUGAAGUGAUAUUUUUCAUAAAGACAUGGUUAUAAGUUAUUGAACUCUUACUCUUCACAAUCUCGCGGUCCAAAUGCAACCCUCAACAGUGUAUAAACGUAACUUUAAAACGUAUACGCGUCGUAAUUUUAAGUACGUAAAUAUAUUUUUCUCUCUUAACUAUAAUUUUCCAAUUGAAUAGAACCGUACACCACAUGGCCUGAUGUGCAUCGUAAUUGAGAAAAGUUAAUUUUAUUAUAGAAAGGUGACGGUUUCCAAAACUUGUACUUUACAUUCCUGAUCGACGUAUGCCAUGGUCAAUGUUUUUUAAUUGUUUUCAUUUGUUUUCAAUAGAAACCCUGAAGCGCAUGAUGUUCUUUGAAAAUUGAUAUAAAGUUUUAGGCCUUCAUUUUAGAAUGCGCGAAAUUCAUAAACAUUAUCAAUACAUUUAAAAAUUUCAGUUUUCAAAAAUGUAUACGUUAUAGGGAACAAUCAUACCUGAAUGAAUUUUGAAUGGAUCAGUUCAAUUCAAAUACAACAGAGAAGUAGGAAUGGAAAAUAGCGUAUAUUUGAACAAAAGUAAAUUACGUAUUUUUGCACUGAAGUCAGUAUUUUGUUCAAAUUAUGAUUUGAAGGUCAUUAAUAAUUUAGAUUAUCAUUCCACCAAGUUUUUCACAUUGAUAAGACUUCUUUCUAUAGUUUAUAUUCUCUAAUAUUUUUUUACAUGAAUGAAUCAUUUUCAUCAGUUUUAUAAAUAAACAUAUUUGUUAAUUAUUUUUUAAUUUCUGUUUAAUCAAUGUAAACUUAAGUUUGCUUAGAAUUGUAUAUAUAGUAUUUCAUUCAGUGUACACAUUAUUUUCGGUGUGCCUGCUAAAGUUAAAACUUUGAAGAAUGGUUUAUUUUACUUCGUUAACAUUUUCUGCAAACAUAAUAAACAAUAGUUACAAUUUACCCACAUUUAAUCAUACUGAUGAAGAGAUCCAAAUUUUACUUUUGCGUUUAUUGACUCUUUUUAUUAAUCUUUCUGAGUUUUACUGGUGCAGUUCUUAUUAUUUUGGUUUUUCUGGUCAAUUCAAUAAAAUAUGACUUGUGUUCACUUUUGUUUUCCAAAAAGUAAAUUAGAAACUUUGCGCUGAAAUAUUAAUUUCUCCAUCAAAAUUCGUAUUAAAUUUAGAAUCAUAGUCAUCUCGGCAUUGUUGCAAUUUCUCCAUACAGAAAUUAAUUGUAUGAAGAUUUUUACAAUAUUGUUGAGAAAUUGUUAAAUCUUCUUUAUUUGCACCAUAUUUGACCACAGCAUUGAAAACAGAGCUUUACUAUAAACGCAAGUAGAUUUUUCACUGAGUACCUACCUACUCAAAAUAGUUGAUAGUUUUAAAGACGUCUGAUGACACAUGCAGUACAAGAGGUUAGAUUUAAACACUAUAUUAGGAUUUGUAAAGUUGACACUAAUUCCUGGUGAUGGCACAUAGGUUUUACUAACUAGUAUUAGCAUACUGUAGGUUUUUGAAUAUAGGCCAAUGGGCAAUACUCUUCAUCAGUAUGGUCGCAAAGUACAGUUCAAACUCAAACCGGAAUUUGUUCAGUAUUCAAAAUCCAACAACAGAUUAUCCACAAAUUUUAUACUCUUAUUUCACCUACUUCAGGUUCUGAUAAUUCAGAUAAAGUCAAGUUUAUCACUUGAAUUAUGCUUUGCCUUUCAAAGAAACACUUUUUAUUUUAUAUCACUUUCUCAAACAUUUUUCUAAAUAAUGAUUGGAUAUUAGACUAAAUUGUUUCUUAUUGGAGCCUAAUUGUUAUACUUAAGAAAUUUAUAUGAAAUUUGAAAUUACUAUUUUUACGCUUUAUUAUAUGCACUGGCUGUUUGCAAGCACAACACCAGAAAGUGUCUUCUUACUUUUCGACUACUUUUUGCUAAUAGUUUGUAUUUUUGCGACAUUUGUGUUAAUUUCAAUGAAACAAAGUUAUUCAAAAUUUAUAUGAAAUUAAUCAAAACAAUGAAUAAUAUUUUAUCGUUAAUUCUGUAAUUCAAAUGCUAUGAUAAAAUGAAAACAACUUUAACCAGUGAGAUAUAAAUGAAAAAAACCGAUAAAAUCUGGGACCAAAAUGCCAUAUCGGAUUAUUCAAAAUCAAAAUAUCAGAGAGCUCCAAAAUGUUUGAAACUUCUCAUAUUUUUUUAAGUUGGCUGAAAUGCACUUUAUUUUCUAAAGUAUAUAUUUUAAAAAUAUCUUAGAGUAAAUUAUUUCAUGAAAGUUCCAUAGUUUGACAAUAUGUUAGAGAUAAAAUUUAAAUGUAAGUGUUGCUUAAUUAUUGUAUUAUUUUUGGUUGAAAAGAAAUGUACUAUAAAAUGCCUUUUUUAGCAUGAGGAGACUAUAAUAUCAAUUUGUUGUAUUUGCAGUAUAAAGAAAAGAACUAGAUUCCAAAACUUUCUCCCCCAGGUCUAGUAUGAUCUUGUUCGAAAUACAACGGACACUUGUUCGUAAAUAUCUACUUGUGAAUUUUGUUUUAUUAUGAAAAGUUAGAUGUUUGAACAAUUAUUAUUGCUUUGUGGGAAAUUGUUAUUUUCAGAAAAUAUUUUAAAUCCACAAAAAUACAAAAAAACCAUACACAUUGUAUAUUUAUAAUGUAAUUCUGAAAUAUACCAGUAUUUAUUAUACUGCGAAAUUUAAAAA
Molecule: messenger RNA, 8543 nt
Organism: Coccinella septempunctata (seven-spotted ladybird)
Lineage: Eukaryota; Metazoa; Arthropoda; Insecta; Coleoptera; Coccinellidae
Gene: Eip93F
Product: mushroom body large-type Kenyon cell-specific protein 1
Exons: 7
Coding region: 536-3604 (1022 amino acids)
Biological process (GO): regulation of transcription by RNA polymerase II
Cellular component (GO): nucleus
Molecular function (GO): DNA binding
Source: RefSeq, a predicted model, not a curated record